Colletotrichum higginsianum IMI 349063 is the source of this 501-nucleotide messenger RNA. RefSeq lists its product as uncharacterized. The record is from RefSeq and is a predicted model, not a curated record. The transcript has 2 exons. Lineage: Eukaryota; Fungi; Ascomycota; Sordariomycetes; Glomerellales; Glomerellaceae. Bases 1 to 501 code for a protein of 166 amino acids.
AUGGCGGAGUCAACCGAAUCCAACAAGGAUAAUGGUAUUCAAGACCAUACGCCUCAUCGUCUUUCGACAAUCGAGGAGGCCUCGCAGGAGCCUCCGCAGGCUUCUGGGAACGACACGCCGAAGUACGAUGAAGAUGGUUUUCUCGAGGAUCAACAGGUCAAAAACCACAAGCUCACAGAGUAUGAGCAAACAGCCUCCAACGUCGGUCCUCAUGGAACCCGGCAAGGGGCUAUUACGAACGGCACGGCGGACACGGUUCUGUACGGCAAUUGGGAGCAGGACAACAACCUGCAGGACCUCGACCGUGCUUCAAGUCUGUCUCAACCCACCCCUCACCUUAUUCCUAUGGUUCUAACGCCAACAAAAGCCCCAGAGACUGUGAUUCGCUUCGGUUACCAUGGAUUCUAUGCCGAGUAUGACACCACCGACUCAGGGUCGUACUCGAGCUCAAUUCACGAAGGUAUAAAACGCCUAUUGCCUACCUGCUUCGAGUCGCCCUAG